Coregonus sp. 'balchen' is the source of this 6424-nucleotide messenger RNA. The record is from the annotation of a GenBank genome assembly. Lineage: Eukaryota; Metazoa; Chordata; Actinopteri; Salmoniformes; Salmonidae.
AUGACCCAGCCCAACGUGACCCUGGUGACCGCCAACCUUAGCGGGGCCUGGGCCAGGGCCGGUAGCGACGACCUGGGGUAUGGAACAGGAAACUUCUACCGUCCGUUCUCGGUGUUCAGCGUGCUAACCCUCACCCUGCUAGCCAUGCUGGUGGUGGCCACCUUCGUGUGGAACCUCCUUGUUCUCCUCACCAUCCUGAGGGUGCGGACCUUCCACCGCGUGCCCCACAACCUGGUGGCCUCCAUGGCCAUCUCGGACGUGAUGGUGGCCGCCCUGGUCAUGCCCCUGAGCCUGGUGCACGAGCUCAACGGACGGCUAUGGAAGCUGGGUCGCGUGCUCUGCCAGGUGUGGAUCUCCUUCGAUGUGCUCUGCUGCACGGCCAGCAUCUGGAACGUGACGGCCAUCGCCCUGGACCGCUACUGGUCCAUCACCAGACACUUGGAGUACACGCUCAAGACCCGCAAGAGGAUCUCCAAUGUGAUGAUCGUGCUUACCUGGCUGCUGUCCUCCGUCAUCUCCCUGUCGCCGCUGUUCGGCUGGGGGGAGACCUACUCGGAGGAGGGGAUGGAGUGCCAGGUGAGCCAGGAGCCCUCCUACACUAUCUUCUCCACCUUCGGAGCGUUCUACCUGCCGCUGUGCGUGGUGCUCUUCGUCUACUGGAAGAUCUACAAGGCGGCCAAGUUCCGCAUCGGCUCGUGCAAGACCAAUACCAUCACGCCUAUGGCUGAGGUGAUUGAGGUACUUUUGUUGCUAUAGUCUUACCCAGCGGGUUAAACUGGUUGAAGUUACAUCAAAAUUAUGUUAUUCCUACCAGUGUCUGGUUGUAAUGAUGUCUUAUUCAACCAGUUUUGCCUGCUGGGUGGUUGAAUGUUUCAUGUGGGAUCCACAUGAUGAUUGCGUUAAUAUUCAGUUGAUUUUAUUACAUUAUUAUUACAUUGACACACUCCUAAGCUCCUUGGCCAAUUUUGCUGGACUUAAUCAAUCAACCUUGACCAAUGUUCAGAUAAUGGUUGCGCAUUCAAACCUAAUCUAAAUAAUUAUCUUAAUGUACCUCAAUGAUAUCAGUGUCAUUAUAGCUCUCUCGUAUCUGCUCGUGAGUGCAUAUCACAUUAUCAUUGACUGAUGAGAUUGUACUGUAGCUCUCAAAUUGGUUGCUGGGCAAUUAGUGGGAAACCAUGUCAUCUGCAUAAUACAUUCUGAGCUGUUCUGAUGGUGCUGUGAUGGUGCUGCAGGGCUGUGGGAUGUGAAUUGUUCUUUAACGCUUAUCAGCGUGUACUGCAUCUCAUACUCAACAAACCAAUUCACAUGGAGGCAUUCACACGUGCAUGUAUGCACAUAGUCCCCCACACACGUGCACAUGCGCACACAACUACACAAAUCACCGUCAACAUGCAAAAACAAUCCCUCAAUGUGAAGGAGGAUCUUCUACUUUUUUCACACGAUCUCUCUCUCACAUACACAUACAACUGCACACACACACACACACACACGCGCACGCACACACACGCAGAGGAAAUAAACUAAAAGGCUGUUGGUAUAACCCCUGUUAAUCGCUAUAGGCACAGUGGCUUAUAAAUACCCAGCAUGUUUAACAAGGCUAGGGGCCACUGCACCUUCCUCACCACAGCGGCUCCCUCUAAUCAGCAAGGACGCUGACAGAGUCCAGAGACCCAGGCUGCAUCCUAAAUGGCACCCUAUCCCUAUAUAGUGCACUACUUUUGACCAGGGCCCAAUGGGCUCCGGUCAAAAGUUGUGAACUAUAUAGGGAAUCGGGUGCAAUUUGGAACACAGACUCACUCAACAAGGCCAAGCUAAUUUAUUCAAACAUGCCAUUUCAUUUUACUCUGUUCAAAGGGAGCUGCCUCCAUGCUGCCUUCACUCUCUCUGGUUAUAUACAAUAGGCAAACAGCAGCAUAGGCCUUUGAGCUUGGUAGGUUUGUUUGGAGACUAAGGGGAGAGAAUUGGCUGGUACAAAACAGCAAAAACUUAUUAAGACUAUAGGCAGCUAUUUCAGGCAUCCACCCACUGAUUUGGAGACACCUCAUUUGUCGGUUAAAAUAGACUUCUUAUAGCCCGGUAGGUCUUUGGAAUUUCAUAUACAGUGGCUUGCGAAAGUAUUCACCCCUCUUGACAUUUUUCCUAUUUUGUUGCCUUACAACCUGGAAUUAAAAUGGAUUUUUGGGGGGUUUGUAUCAUUUGAUUUACACAACAUGCCUACUACUUUGAAAAUGCAAAAAAAAAAAUAUUGUGAAACAAACACGAAAUAGGACAAAAAAACAGAAAACCUGAGCGUGCAUAACUAUUCACCGCCCCCCCCCCCCCCCCCCCCCCCCCCCAAUUACAGCUGCAAGUCUCUUGGGGUAUGUCUCUAUAAGCUUGGCACAUCUAGCCAAGCUUAUUCUUCAAGGCAAAACUGCUCCAGCUCCUUCAAAUUGGAUGGGUUCCGCUGGUGUACAGCAAUCUUUAAGUCAUACCACAGAUUCUCAAUUGGAUUGAGGUCUGGGCUUUGACUAGGCCAUUCCAAGACAUUUAAAUGUUUCCCCUUAAACCACUCAAGUCUUGCUUUAGCUGUGUGCUUAGGGUCAUUGUCCUGCUGGAAGGUGAACCUCCGUCCCAGUCUCAAAUCUCUGGAAGACUGAAACAGGUUUCCCUCAAGAAUUUCCCUUUAUCCAUCAUUCCUUCAAUUCUGACCAGUUUCCCAGUCCCUGCCGAUGAAAAACAUCCCCACAGCAUGAUGCUGCCACCACCAUGCUUCACUGUGGGGAUGGUGUUCUCGGGGUGAUGAGAGGUGUUGGGUUUGCGCCAAACAUACCGUUUUCCUUGAUGGCCAAAAAGCUCAAUUUUAGUCUCAUCUGACCUGAGUACCUUCUUCCAUAUGUUUGGGGAGUCUCCCACAUGCCUUUUGGCGAACACCAAACAUGUUUGCUUAUUUCUUUCUUUAAGCAAUGUCUUUUUUCUGGCCACUCUUCCGUAAAGCCCAGCUCUGUGGAGUGUAUGGCUUAAAGUGGUCCUAUGGACAGAAACUCCAAUCCCCGCUGUGGAGCUUUGCAGCUCCUUCAGGGUUAUCUUUGGUCUCUUUGUUGCCUCUCUGAUUAAUGCCCUCCUUGCCUGGUCCGUGAGUUUUGGUGGGCGGCCCUCUCUUGGCAAGUUUGUUGUGGUGCCAUAUUCUUUCCAUUUUUUAAUAAUGGAUUUAAUGGUGCUCCGUGGGAUGUUAAAAGUUUCUGAUAUUUUUUUAUAACCCAACCCUGAUCUGUACUUCUCCACAACUUUGUCCCUGACCUGUUUGGAGAGCUCCUUGGUCUUCAUGGUGCCGCUUGCUUGGUGGUGCCCCUUGCUUAGUGGUGGUGCCCCUUGCUUAGUGGUGUUGCAGACACUGGGGCCUUUCAGAACAGGUGUAUAUAUACUGAGAUCAUGUGACAGAUCAUGUGACACUUAGAUUGCACACAGGUGGACUUUAUUUAACUAAUUAUGAAGGUUAGUUAAAUUACUUCUGAAGGUAAUUGGUUGCACCAGAUAUUAUUUAGGGGCUUCAUAGCAAAGGGGGUGAAUACAUAUGCACGCACCACUUUUCCGUUAUUUAUUUUCUUGAAUUUUUUUAACAAGUUAUUUUUUAAAUUUCAAUUCACCAAUUUGGACUAUUUUGUGUAUGUCCAUUACAUGAAAUCAAAAUAAAAAUCCAUUUAAAUUACAGGUUGUAACGCAACAAAAUAGGAAAAACGCCAAGGGGGAUGAAUACUUUUGCAAGGCACUGUAUUCUGUCCACAGAAUAUAGAAAGUAUCCUUUAGCUGUUUUAUUAAAUUAUACCUCAACAAUGAGUCACAUAAUACUGAGCAGUCAAAGAAUAAAAACAAAUUGGCGCCUAGCAACUAUUUAUGACUGUACACCCUCUGUAGACACCCCAUCUAGUUUUCACAGAAAUGUAUUUGAAAGUUUGAAAAGGUAUUACCCCCUAGGACUGUGGUCUUUCAGCUGAAUUCAUUUUGUCACAUCAUUCCUUUUCUAUGGAGAAAAGUUAGGCUGUUUUCUCUGUGGUAUUACAGUUUGUAUACGUGGGUGUUUGGCUCAAGUUCAGCCCAGUUAGCAGUAUGGACAAAAGGAGUCAUGACUCUGAGGCGUGAAAACAUCUAAACACAAUGGACCAUGCAUACCGCAAUAGGGUGGGAGCCCUACCGGAAAUUUCACACACAAUUACACCCACUGGGCACAGAUGUCAGUUCAACAACUAAUUUUGAUUGACAUUUGAUUGAGUUGUAAACUAACAUGAAUUCAACAUAAAAUCAACGAAAACUUUACAGUGUCAUUGAUUUUAGUUUAAUGUUGGGUGAUAAAAAUACAAAAAAUCCAGAAAUUCCUUUAUGUUGAUGACUUUUUGAAAAUCCAAUCAGUUUUUCAGUGGAAACAACAUUGAUUCAACCAAUUUGCGCCCAGAGCGCACAUUCCUUUUGCAAUUCUAACAUGUUCCAUGUUAUUAACCUGUUUCUAAUGCAUGUUAAAUGUAUUUAAGAACAAAAAAAACUAGCUUUUCAGGUGUUUGUGAAUACAAAGGCGGGUUUAAUACAUUUUUUACAAUUUAAGUUGUGCUACAAUGAAAUGUGUUACAAUGUAAUUAUUGUAUUUCCAACAUGUUUUUAACAUGAAAAUGUCAAGUAGGCUAGCCUACAGUACCUCUGAGUGGAUUGGAGGUAGGUCUGGCCUUACUUUCAACCCAUCUCUAAAUGCAAUCCCUUAACCCCCUGGUGUGGCUCAGUGGAGUAGAACCCCUGUGAUCUAAUAGGAAAUUAUAUUGAUAUUUAUUCUACCACUACUUGGUAUGCAAAAGGGAUCAGCUAUGAUUAAUCCAGUUGAGCCUAUCAAACAACAUCAAACAACAUUGCUAUUGCUUGUGUACUGUGUAUGACUUGAAUUUGCAUGUCUUAAACUCCACUGCAAGCAAUUUAGUUAAGUCACUUAGUUACUGAUAGUUGGCUGCCUUUUUGACAAAAAAUAACAUUUUACAUUUCGCCAAGAAAACCUUAAUCUAUUGACUGGAGUCAGGCUUUCAUAUAUCACAGUCCCAGAUUGGCCAUGCAUGAGAUCAAAAUGAUAGUUUUAACCAUAUACAUGAUUUAUUUUGGGCUGUGAUGUGUGGUAAGACAGUUAAACUAAGCGUGUGAGGCAUUUAUAAGCUAUAUUCUUCAAGAAUCAAUGGCUAUAUCAUUCAUUUAGAAGUACAAAAAUGGAUGUAUCAACCCCAGAUUGACCAUUUAAACUGUAAUAUUAGACUGCCCUUCAAUUUGGCGUCAGCAAUUUACCCCCAGCCACUAUGCUUUUAACCCCUACCCUCUGCUGCAAAUACAUUAUUUUGAUUGUUUGUUUUAUUGUUUUAAUUGACCAGGCCUGCAUCCCAAAUGGCACCCUAUUCCCUAUUUUGUGCACUACUUUUGACCAGGACCCAUAGGGUGCCAUUUGGGACGCAGGCCAGAUGUGAUCUGCUGAGCGGUAAAGUGUAGGUUUAUAAACAGCUCAUGCAGAAUGACCUGCAGGGUCAGGUGUAGAGAGAAACACUACUCCACCAGGCUCAACAUAACAGUGCACCUGCCUGGAAAUGAGAAAUGGGCGGAUAGAUUGAAGCAUGGUGUUUUCAUUCCAUUACUUCCAUUUAACAGCCCUCUCUGUAUGAGUCACAAGUGCAGGUUGAUGGCUUGAGUUCUGGCAGGGGGUUGUCGUUUAUGCCCUGUAUCGUUUAGCUCAAUGAUUGAUUCAUUAGAGGCUAUUUUGCUUGUUUUUGCUUGAUUUAUUAAUUUUCCCAUUGGGUUCAGCUAGCUGACUGGUUGCUCAAUUAACUAAUUGAUUGGCUGGUUCUUUUACUAAUGUGAGUAUCGAUUGGUUGACUGAUUGACUGACUAACUGACUGACUGAUUGACUGAGAACAAAAUAAGUUGUGGCUUACAGUAUGUCUCAAAAAUUGUAAAACUGAAAGCCUGCGACAAACACUGACUAAUUGAUUGGUCUGUUCUUUAACUUAUUUUAGUAAUGUGAGUAUCAAUUUGUUGACUGAUUUGAUUGCCUGACUGAUUGACUAACUGGUUGGCUGACUGAUUUGAUUGACAGGUGAAGGAGGCGUCGCGGCAGCCCCAGAUGGUGUUCACGGUACGCCACGCCACCGUGACCUUCCAGACGGACGGCGACACGUGGCGCGAGCAGAAGGAGAAGAAGGCGGCGCUGAUGGUGGGCAUCCUGAUCGGAGUCUUCGUCCUCUGCUGGAUCCCCUUCUUCCUCACGGAGCUCAUCAUCCCGCUGUGCCACUGCGACAUCCCGCCCAUCUGGAAGAGCAUCUUCCUGUGGCUGGGCUACUCCAACUCCUUCUUCAACCCGCUUAUCUACACCGCCUUUAACAAGAACUACAACAACGCCCUUAGGAACCUGUUCUCCCGUCAACACUGA